This is a messenger RNA of Ctenocephalides felis (cat flea), 1259 nucleotides long. RefSeq lists its product as uncharacterized. Lineage: Eukaryota; Metazoa; Arthropoda; Insecta; Siphonaptera; Pulicidae. The coding region runs from base 122 to 1099 and encodes 325 amino acids. The transcript has 4 exons. The record is from RefSeq and is a predicted model, not a curated record.
AAUUAUAUGACUAGUUUUAAAAUUAUUUGUGCGUUUAUUAUAUUAUAUUUAGCUAUGAAAAACUUGUUUGCAGUUUAUUUUUAAUAGAAGAAUUACGUGAAUAUUUACAUCAAGUGCAAAUAUGCUUCGAAAUCUAAGGAAUCGUUUACGUGAUACACAAGAUUUGGAGUUAAUGUUAAAACAAAGAAAGGAUGUAGAAGAAAAACGAAAAUCUGUUUGGAAACGAAUGAUGUUGAGGAACCUAGUCAGAGCUCCUAAUUAUUCUUACUACCAUUGUGAUCCCAAUUUGGUUGAUCUGGAUUAUGCUGAAAACAAGGCGUUAGGAAAUCUGAAACCAGAUGCCAGAAAGAAAUGUUAUAAAAGAACAAAAUUGGUUGGUUAUAGUAGCUGUGUUAGAAAAAUAAUAUUCAGCAAGAAGAGAAAGAGAAUAGCAUUACAAUGGAGAAAAAACUAUGGAAACUAUUCUCAUUGCUUAUCAACAAAACUCACUUCUCAAAUAAAAGUUCAAUACUUAGAAGUACCGAAUGGAAAGAAUGAUAAAGAGAACAACUAUUCGAAUAAGCCUAUAAAAGACAAAGCCAUUUUAUCUACGAUCAAUGAUAAACCUAAAAAUAUAAUGCACCUCAAUACCUCUUUUGAUUGUAUUACAAUUAGUGAUAGUGAUGAUGACACGGUUUCUGUUAGUUCUUGUGUGACAACACAGAUUCGACUAGAUAGUUCUAUGGAUACACCAAAUAUAACUAAAACUCAAAAAGGUCUAGGUAAGAAUGAAUCUGAGAUGAUUACAGGUAAUUCUAAAACUUAUUUUGCUACAAUGCUAAACACCACAUGUGAUAAUAGUGAUGAAUUUCAAUUGUCAAAUUUACGUUUUAUAAGAGAUAUACAUGAAACACAUGGUUUUUCCAAAGAUAUUCCUCAUGCAAUUGUAACUAUAAAGUAUCAUAGUAACACUAGACAACUUUAUGCACAUGUGACCUGUAAUAACACAGAAUUUCAAAUGUGUUUAAGUAGUUUCUGUAAAACAAUUUUUAAAUCAACUAUUGAACUUCUUGGAGACAAAAUUCUCGAAGAGUUUAGAAAGUUCAAAGCAAGUGAAUGAUCUUGGGUCCUAAUUAAAUUGACUUGCUUCAGGUAAAUACUUAUUUUGUAUAAUUAAAUUUAAUAAAACAAACAUAUCGUUAAAUGUUUAUUUUUAUGAAAUUAGCAUACAAGUCUAUAAUUACAUUACAUUGGUCAAACUUUGAAAUUGUAAAUAGUAA